AUGUACAAUUUCAUAAAAAUAUUUCGAUCAAAUUUUAUAGAUUUAAAUUCUAUAAACAAAUUUGAAAUAUUUUUAAAAACAAUAUUACGAAUUUAUAAGACACCGGCUCGAACGCAUCUCUUGGCACAUGCAGCUGACAUAUCAUCUAUAUAUGCUGUUAAGCAUAUUUAUAAUUGUAUGAUUAAUGAUGAUGAGGGUAGAGUGAUAUUAAAAGAAAAACCUUUAUUAAUAAGACAGGAUAUUCAGUUUAAUGAAUUAAAAAAAUUGCCAAAAAACACGCUUGGAUAUAAGUAUAUGGAAUUUUUAGAAACAUAUAAAUUGCAUGCACAUGAUAGAGAAGUAUCUCAUUUUUUUACAGAUUUAAAUUAUUCUUACAUACUAACAAGAUAUAGGCAAAUUCAUGAUAUAGGUCACGUAGUCUAUAAUUUAAAUAUAUCCAUCGAAUCAGAAGCAGCUCUAAAAUUAAUUGAAUUAGUACAGACAAAAUUACCUAUAACGCUACUAGCUAUUUUAGUUGCACCCUUUAUGACACCUCUGUAUCGUUUUCAAUACAUAUUUAAGGAUUCGCUUCCAUCAAAUUUUCUAAACUCUAACUUUGAUUAUACGUAUAAUGAUGCAUAUAAUUAUGUAGACGAACUAUCCAUUAAACAAUAUGAAUACAAUUUAACAGAUUAUUUUCAUGUUGAUAAAAGAAAUGAUAUUGAGUUUUAUUCAAAGAUAUACAAGUACUACUUUCAUAACAUUAAUAAUUCUUCCCUUGUUCGUGGUUCUAUAAUAUACGGAUUCGAAAAUAAAAGCAAUAAUGAUAUUAUAUAUGAUAAAUUGAACAAAGAAUAUGUAUUUUUAAGAAAUUUGCAAAAAAAGUAUUUUCUUUUUCAGUACAAGCCAAGGAAAACCUUGCUAAGUCAGUUAUAUCCUUGGGCAUACAAAGCUGGCAUAUCAACAACUAAACCUCUCCAUUCUAUUCAUAUUGAAAAAUGGCUAGACAAAGAUAUCGACUUGUUCAGGCGUACAUACAACAUAUCUCCCCUCCCCUCUCACUUGAAUUUAAUGGCUGGGAUUAAUUAA
Messenger RNA from Plasmodium gonderi, 1068 nucleotides. RefSeq names its product ubiquinone biosynthesis protein COQ4. The record is from RefSeq and is a predicted model, not a curated record. Gene Ontology annotation, cellular component: mitochondrial inner membrane. The transcript has a single exon. Gene Ontology annotation, biological process: ubiquinone biosynthetic process. NCBI's taxonomy places the organism in Eukaryota, Apicomplexa, Aconoidasida, Haemosporida, Plasmodiidae. The coding region runs from base 1 to 1068 and encodes 355 amino acids.